AUGCCCAGGGAUGCAGUAAAGGCUAUUCAUAUCACAAGUAAAACUACAACAAGAGAGGUGAUUGUAGCACUACUGAGAAAGUUCAAAGUUGUUGACAAUCCACAAAAGUUUGCCCUGUACGAGAGGAAUAUUGACUCAGCACAGUCAGGAAAAGCAAGGCUUCGGAGGCUGGGGGAUGGUGAGUGCCCGCUAGUCCUGGCACUUAACUGGAGUGCCGGAGGGCUGACCAACAAGCGCCUAGUCUUGCAGGAGAAUGACACUGCAGACAUACAGUGGGAAGCUUUCAGCCUGCCAGAACUCAGUAAUUUUCUGAGAAUCCUAGACCGAGAAGAGGAGGAAUACCGAUGUCAAAUUCAAGACAAAUAUGCUUUGUUGCGUCGAAGAAUUCACAAUAUCCUGAUUCAGCAGGAAGCGGAGUAA
Penaeus chinensis is the source of this 420-nucleotide messenger RNA. RefSeq names its product ras association domain-containing protein 1-like. The transcript is spliced from 4 exons. Bases 1 to 420 code for a protein of 139 amino acids. Gene Ontology annotation, biological process: signal transduction. The record is from RefSeq and is a predicted model, not a curated record. NCBI's taxonomy places the organism in Eukaryota, Metazoa, Arthropoda, Malacostraca, Decapoda, Penaeidae.